GAUUUGACGUAGAGCGUUUCGUCGUAUUGGCAUUUAUUUAUUGAAUAAAAAAGACUUUUUCAUUAUGACAGAAAAACGUAAAGAAGUAAGAGUAUGGUGUGAUGGAUGUUAUGACAUGGUACAUUUUGGCCACGCGAAUUCUUUACGUCAAGCAAAAGCAUUGGGUGAUUAUUUAGUUGUAGGUGUACAUACAGAUGAAGAAAUUACUAAACAUAAAGGGCCACCAGUAUUUAUGGAAAAAGAAAGAUAUAAAAUGGUUCGUGGUAUUAAGUGGGUAGAUGAAGUAGUUGAAGGAGCUCCUUAUGUUACGACUAUAGAAACAUUAGACAAAUACAAUUGUGAUUUUUGUGUUCAUGGUGAUGAUAUCACUAUGACAGCAAAUGGUAUAGACACGUAUCAUUUGGUUAAAGCAGCAGGUCGUUACAGAGAAGUUCAAAGAACAGCUGGAAUAUCAACAACUGAUUUAGUAGGACGUAUGCUUUUAAUGACAAGACAACAUUUUAAACAAGGAGAUAGUGAAUAUAGUGUCGAUAGAGAACCUAGUAAAAGUAUGGGUCAAGAUAGAACAGCUCGAAGUCCAUGGACAGGCUGUUCACAAUUUUUACCUACUACACAAAAAAUUAUUCAAUUUAGUGAUGGCAAAAGUCCACAACCUAAAGACAAAAUAGUUUAUGUAGCAGGAGCAUUUGAUCUUUUUCAUGUUGGUCAUUUAGACUUUUUAGAGGUUGCAAAGAAAGAAGGUGAUUAUCUUAUAGUUGGACUUCAUACAGAUCCAGUAGUUAAUCGGUAUAAACGUGGUAAUCAUCCAAUUAUGAAUCUUCAUGAAAGAGUACUUAGUGUACUGGCAUGCAAGUAUGUUAAUGAAGUAGUAAUUGGGGCACCAUAUGAAGUUACUCAAAAUCUUAUGGAACAUUUUGACGUAUCUGUUGUUUGUCAUGGUCAAACCCCUGUUAUGCCUUGUGAAGAUGAUUCAGAUCCAUAUGCUGAACCUAAAAGACAAAAUAAAUUUAAAUUGUUGGAUAGUGGCAAUGACAUGACAACAGAAAAAAUUGUUGAACGCAUAAUUCUUCACAGAUUAGAAUUUGAAGAUAGAAACUUAAAGAAAGAAAAGAAAGAAUUAGCAGCUUAUGAAGAAAACAGAAAGGGCUAAAUAAUUUACUCUGUAUACCCAGAGUGUGUGAUAUUUAUAUUUUAUGGAAUAUUUUUGUAAAUAUAUCACACAUAUGU
Eufriesea mexicana is the source of this 1227-nucleotide messenger RNA. RefSeq names its product phosphoethanolamine cytidylyltransferase (gene Pect). The transcript has 6 exons. Gene Ontology annotation, biological process: phosphatidylethanolamine biosynthetic process. Gene Ontology annotation, cellular component: cytoplasm. Lineage: Eukaryota; Metazoa; Arthropoda; Insecta; Hymenoptera; Apidae. The record is from RefSeq and is a predicted model, not a curated record. Bases 65 to 1150 code for a protein of 361 amino acids. Gene Ontology annotation, molecular function: ethanolamine-phosphate cytidylyltransferase activity.